Euleptes europaea (tarantolino) is the source of this 5995-nucleotide messenger RNA. It is a transcript of the gene ADAMTS9, whose product is annotated as ADAM metallopeptidase with thrombospondin type 1 motif 9. The record is from RefSeq and is a predicted model, not a curated record. Gene Ontology annotation, biological process: extracellular matrix organization; proteolysis. Gene Ontology annotation, cellular component: extracellular matrix. Lineage: Eukaryota; Metazoa; Chordata; Lepidosauria; Squamata; Sphaerodactylidae. The coding region runs from base 57 to 5891 and encodes 1944 amino acids. Gene Ontology annotation, molecular function: zinc ion binding; metalloendopeptidase activity. The transcript is spliced from 40 exons.
UUGCAAAACGGGGGGGUGGAAAGGCCGGCCGCUGCAACGGAGCGGCACAAACCACCAUGCAGCUUGCGUUAUGGGCAGUGGGAUUAAGCACGCUGUUCCUGCAGGACUUCUUGAAUGUAGCCGGUGUAACAGCCAGGAUUCAGGGGUUGCAUCCGAGACAAGCUAAACUUCUGGACGCCCUGAGCGAGUACGAGAUCGUGACUCCGACUCGGGUGAAUGAGUUCGGGGAGCCCUUUCCUGCCAAGGUCCACUUUCAAAGGACAAAGCGGAGCCUGCCUCUGGACGCUGAGCCGUGGGGCCUGAAUGCUACCUCUUCCCCCUCCGCCUCUUCCAGCGCCGCCCAAGCCCACUACAAGCUCUCCGCCUUUGGGCAGCACUUUUUCUUCAACCUUUCAGCCCAUGCGGGAUUUAUUGCCCCUCUCUUCACUGUCAGCUUCCUCGGAGAACCGGGGGUUAACCAAACAAACUUUUACACCGAAGAGGAGAGCGAUAUUAAGCACUGCUUUUAUAGAGGCCAUGUCAAUACAAAGCCCCAAUACACUGCUGUGAUCAGCCUCUGUUCUGGGAUGCUAGGCACAUUCAGGUCACAUGAUGGAGACUAUUUCGUAGAACCACUGUUGACAUCUGACCAACGAGAACAUGAAGAAGAGUAUACCAAGCCACACGUGGUCUACAGACACAGUAUACCUCCAACAGAUGCUCCAAGGGACAGGCAGACCUGUGACACUUCAGGGCAUGUAAAAAAUCACAGAAAGUUCAAGAGGAAAAGCGGGACAAGACAGCGGCCCCCAACUAGCAUAUUAUCUGAUGUAGAAGUGUUGAAACAUAGUAUAGCCUUACAGCAGUUUCCUGCAUCCAGCAACAACAGGACUGGUAACACAAGGGGGGAAAAUGGUCACCGAAGAACCAAGCGAUUCCUCUCCUAUCCCCGAUUUGUGGAGGUUAUGGUUGUGGCAGACAGCCGAAUGGUUGCUUACCAUGGAGCAAAUCUACAACACUACAUUUUGACGUUGAUGUCAAUAGUAGCUUCGAUAUAUAAAGACCCAAGCAUUGGAAAUUUAAUUAAUAUUGUUAUUGUGAAAUUAGUCGUCAUACAUAAUGAGCAGGAUGGACCUUCCAUAUCUUACAAUGCCCAGACAACGUUAAAAAACUUCUGUCAAUGGCAGCAAACGCAGAACCACCCGAAUGAGCACCACCCAGCUAAACAUGACACUGCUGUAUUGGUGACAAGACAGGAUAUUUGUAGAGCUCAAGACAAAUGUGAUACUUUAGGUCUGGCCGAACUGGGUACAGUCUGUGAUCCAUACCGGAGCUGUUCAAUCAGUGAAGACAGUGGCCUAAGUACAGCUUUUACGAUUGCACAUGAACUUGGCCAUGUCUUUAACAUGCCUCAUGAUGACAACAAUAAAUGCAAAGAAGAUGGAGGGAAGAACCAACAGCAUGUUAUGGCUCCCACCCUGAACUAUAACACUAACCCUUGGAUGUGGUCAAAAUGUAGCCGGAAAUACAUCACUGAAUUUCUAGACACUGGUUAUGGGGAGUGCUUGCUUGACGAACCUUCGUCGAGAAUGUACACUUUGCCUCAGCAACUUCCAGGAUACAUUUAUGAUGUCAAUAAGCAAUGCGAGUUAAUUUUUGGGCCUGGAGCUAAGGUUUGCCCAUAUAUGCAGAAGCAGUGCAGGAGACUUUGGUGCAUCAAUGCUGACGGAGCACACAAGGGAUGCCGCACUCAACACACGCCGUGGGCUGAUGGGACGGAAUGUGGCCAAGGAAAGCACUGCAAGUAUGGCCACUGCGUUCCCAGGGAGCGAGAACUGCCAGUAAUAGAUGGGACGUGGGGUACGUGGAGCCCCUUUGGAGCUUGCUCACGAACUUGCGGCGGGGGCAUUAAAAACGCUGUCCGAGAGUGCAACCGGCCUGAGCCAAAAAAUGGUGGAAAGUACUGUGUGGGACGCAGAAUGAAGUUUAAAUCCUGCAACACUGACCCUUGUUCUAAGCAAAAGAAAGAUUUCCGAGAUGAACAGUGUGCAGUCUUUGAUGGGAAGCAUUUUAACAUUAACGGACUACCUCCUAAUGUGCGCUGGGUUCCUAAAUAUAGCGGAAUUUUAAUGAAAGACAGGUGCAAGCUCUUCUGCAGAGUGGCGGGAAACACAGCCUACUAUCAGCUCAGGGACAGGGUUAUUGAUGGCACCCCUUGUGGCCCUGACACAAAUGACAUCUGUGUUCAAGGACUUUGUCGGCAAGCUGGAUGUGAUCAUGUGCUCAAUUCCAAAGCCAGAAGAGAUAAAUGUGGCGUAUGUGGUGGUGAUAAUUCGUCAUGCAGAACGAUUCAAGGGACAUUCAACACAGUGCACUAUGGUUAUAACACUGUGGUACGCAUACCAGCUGGUGCUACAAACAUUGACGUACGACAGCAUAGUUACUCAGGGAAACCGGAAGAUGAUAACUACCUUGCAUUGUCAGGUAACGAAGGCUUCAUACUAAAUGGAGACUAUGUUGUCAGCAUGUUUAAAAAGGAAAUCAAAGUUGGAAACGCUGUGAUAGAAUACAGUGGCUCGGACUCUUACAUUGAACGAAUCAAUUCUACGUACCGUAUUGAUCAAGAAAUAGUUCUUCAGGUUUUAUCGGUGGGUAAUUUAUACAACCCUGAUGUUCGAUACACGUUCAAUAUCCCCAUUGAAGAUAAACCCCAGCAGUUUUAUUGGAAUAUCUACGGCCCUUGGCAGCCCUGUAGUAAAGUGUGCCAAGGAGAACGAAAGAGGAAACUCAUUUGCACCCGAGAGUCUGACCAACUCAUGGUGUCUGACCAAAGAUGUGUUGGAAUUCCCCAACCUGAUCCAGUGACUGAGCAGUGUAACACAAACUGUGAAUUAAGGUGGCAUAUUGCCAGAAAGAGCGAAUGCACUGCGCAGUGUGGACUGGGAUACCAAAUGCUGGAGAUUUCCUGCACAAAGUACAACAAGUUGGAAGGGAAAAUUGAGAAAUUCGACGAUCGCUAUUGCAGCAGCAUUCCCAAACCCAGCUCUAGGGAGAAAUGUUCAUCAGAAUGCCACGCUGGAGGAUGGCGCUAUUCAGCUUGGACAGAAUGUUCCAAGAGCUGUGGAGGGGGCACAAAGAGGCGCCGGGCUGUAUGCAUGAAUACCUUCAACGAUGUUCUGGAGGACAGUAAAUGCAGUCAGCAGGAGAAGGUGACGGUUCAGCGCUGCAAUGAACUGUCAUGUCCGCAGUGGAGAACUGGCGAUUGGUCAGAAUGCUUGGUAACUUGUGGGAAAGGGCACAAACACCGACAGAUUUGGUGCCAGUUUGGAGGUGAGCGGAUGAGUGACAGGCCUUGCAAUCCUGACACAAAACCGGAUUCCAUGCAGGCUUGUCAGCAACAGGAAUGUGCUGCGUGGCAAGUGGGACCAUGGGGCCAGUGCACUGCAAUAUGUGGGCAGGGCUACCAAAUGAGAGCGGUGAAAUGUGUGGUCGGUGCCUACGUCUCUGUGGUGGAUGAUAAUGAGUGCAAUGCCGCCACCAAACCAACAGACACACAGGACUGUGAAACAGCACCCUGCCGUCUUCACCCAAGCAAUCCAGAAACGAAAGAAAGUAUGCCUGGCGGCCACAGAACACAAUGGAGAUUUGGAUCCUGGACUCCAUGCUCAACUACGUGUGGGAAAGGCACCAGGAUGAGAUAUGUCAGCUGUCGAGAUGAUCAGGGCUCUGUGGCUGACGAGACUGCCUGCUUUCACCUUCCGAAGCCGUCGGCGACAGAAGUGUGCACUGUAACACCAUGUGGGCGGUGGAAGGCCAUGGAAUGGAGUUCUUGCUCUGUAACUUGUGGGCAAGGGAAAGUGACUCGGCAGGUAGCCUGCAUCGAUUACAACGACCAGGUUGUUGAAAGGAGCGAGUGUGAUCCUGAGGACAUCCCUGCGACAGAGCAAGAUUGCUCCAUGGCAUCAUGUCAACAGAUCAACCCUGACUACAACAGGCCAAUCCAUCCUUUCCCUUAUCCUGACUAUCGUCAGAAGAACAGCCAGGGGGGAAACCUGAACCGAAACCAAGGCCGUGGACACGUUCAUGGAGGCAGUCAGUGGAGAACUGGGCCAUGGGGAGCAUGUUCCAGUACAUGUGCUGGGGGAUUUCAGCGGCGGGUUGUGGUAUGCCAGGAUGAAAAUGGAUAUACUGCUAGUCAUUGUGAUGGAAGAACAAAACCAGAUGAGCAGAGAUCGUGUGAAUCUGGGCCCUGCCCUCAGUGGGCCUAUGGUAGCUGGGGUGAGUGUACGAAGCCAUGUGGUGGAGGAACGAGAACGAGACUGGUCGUGUGCCAGCAUCCCAAUGGAGAGAGAUUUACUGAUCUGAGCUGUGAAAUCCUUGACAAGCCCCCUGACCGUGAGCAGUGCAGUAUGCAGGACUGCCCUCGCGAGGCUGCCUGGAACACUGGCCCUUGGAGCUCGUGUUCAGUCUCUUGUGGCCGAGGGCAAAAGUACCGAGACGUUUAUUGCUUGUCGAAGGAUGGGAAACAUUUGGAAAAUGAUCUUUGUAAGCAUCUGGCUAAACCGAACGUGCAAAAGAAAUGUAGAGGUGGCAGGUGCCCAAAGUGGAAAACAGGAGACUGGGGUCAGUGCUCAGUUUCCUGUGGGAGAGGUGUUCAGCAGAGAAGCGUCUACUGCCAUCUUGGCAGUCACAAAACAAUUAGGGAAUCUGAAUGUGACCAGCUCAGCAGACCAAUUUCAGAACAGGAGUGCCAAAUGACUGAAUGUGCCAUCUACAAGUGGGAAACAGAAGAUUGGCAAGAUUGCAGCAAAACAUGUGGUGAGGGGUCCAAAUACCGCAAAGUGAUCUGCUUGGAUCGAAACAGACAAGAAGUGGAUGGACUUCACUGUGAUCCGAGCAAGAGGCCACCUAGUGUUGAAAGUUGCAACCUGCCACCAUGCGAGUACAUAUGGAUUACAGGGGACUGGUCAGAGUGUUCUGUGACAUGCGGGAAAGGCUACAGGCAACGGCUGGUCUCCUGCAGUGAAAUUUACACUGGGAAGGACCAUUACGAGUACGGUUAUCAGAACACAGUCAACUGCCCGGGCACACAACCAGCAAAUGUAGACUCGUGCUUCCUGGGUGAAUGUCCAGUUUUGGCAGUGUGGAGAGUUGGAAAUUGGGGAAGUUGCUCGGUGACUUGUGGGAUUGGGGUAAUGCACCGGUCGGUUCAGUGCCUUACGAACGAUGACCAGGCAAGCAAUUUAUGCCUUGAUGAUUUGAAACCUGAAGAGAGAAGAACAUGCCACAAUAUUCACGAAUGUGAGUUACCAACAAGCUGCAAGGAAGUAAAAACUCUCAAAGGCGUCAAUGAAGAUGGAGAAUUUUACCUUACAGUCAAAGGAAGGCUCUUAAAGAUAUAUUGUGCUGGCAUGGAAUCUGCCAGACCAAAAGAAUAUGUGACUCUUGUAAAUGGUGAAGCGGAGAAUUUUUCUGAAGUCUACAGCUACAGGUUACAUAACCCGACCGAAUGUCCGUAUAAUGGGAGCAGAAGAGAAGACUGCCAGUGUAGGAAAGAUUACACAGCAGCUGGGUUUUCUGCCUUCAGCAAAGUAAGGCUGGACCUGAACGCUAUGCAGAUAAUAACAACCGAUUUGCAGUUUGCGCAGACACUUGAUGGACGACCUGUUCCUUUUGCCACUGCCGGGGAUUGCUACAGUGCAGCCAAGUGCCCACAGGGGCGCUUUAGCAUCAGCCUUUCUGGAACUGGCCUGUCGGUGACACAAACGGCAAGAUGGCUUUCCCAAGGGAAUUACGCCGUUUCAGAAAUUACAAAAUCACCAGAUGGUACCAAAGUAAUAGGGAAAUGUGGUGGUUACUGUGGAAAAUGUACUCCAUCAUCUGGAACUGGCCUCGAUGUACAAGUGUUGUAGCAAUGGGUCUCUGAAUGCCGGGAGCUGAAGCAAGAUGGAUGAAGGAUAAUUAAGCAAUACCUCUGCCUUCCACUUUUGUACUUCUUUCACUGUGUGUAUGUCUG